Molecule: messenger RNA, 13402 nt
Organism: Calliphora vicina (urban bluebottle blowfly)
Lineage: Eukaryota; Metazoa; Arthropoda; Insecta; Diptera; Calliphoridae
Gene: kl-2
Product: dynein heavy chain 2, axonemal kl-2
Exons: 12
Coding region: 92-13402 (4436 amino acids)
Biological process (GO): microtubule-based movement
Cellular component (GO): dynein complex
Molecular function (GO): minus-end-directed microtubule motor activity; ATP hydrolysis activity; dynein intermediate chain binding
Source: RefSeq, a predicted model, not a curated record
UGUUAAGGAUCUGGUGCAAACAGUUACCGAAAUACCCCAGCCCAAAUAUUCAGAUGAAGAAUUAAUCAAACUGGUAGAUUUCGUACAGCGCAUGACAAUGCUUUUUGCUUUGGAUCAUCGCGAUUGGUCGGAGACAACCCUCGAUGUGAUUAGACGUUGGAUAAUGGAAGUUAAUGAACCUUUACUUACCAUAUUUUACGAUGCCAAUAAACUAACUGCCUGCUUAGGCUUCCCCAUAGCGCCCGUGGCGGAUAUAAGCUACUUUAGUCGGGCGCCCAAUUGUAUUUUUACCGUAGAGGGAUUUCAUGAUGAAGUUAAUUUUGGCACCAUUCAUGAAGAUGUGGACUUUUGUUUGCUGAAAGUAUUGCAAUUUGUUUAUGCACCCAUCUUUAGUAACUAUAGCGAUUGGAAUGAGAAUGUAAAAUCGAGAUUUUGUAAGGCCAUGGAUAAGUUUUUGUCAUAUUUAACAAAUUUGAAUUCAAAAAUGGCUGGGAUGACUUUGUUGUACAUACCGUAUGUGGUGAAACAAAUGGAACGGGAAAAUGUGGCACAUGACAGGGAAUUUGUUAAGAAUAUGGAAUCUAUUGUGGUGUUUUGGACUACACAAAUUCGAACCUUGCUCAAUGAUAAGGUGUUGGUGGUGCCGCAUGAUUUGGUGGUCCUGCAAGAGGAGUAUGAAUUUUGGAUGUAUAGAUUCGAAGUUUUACAUGGCAUUGUAACCCAACUGGAGCAGUCAGAUGUUCAAAAUAUUAUUAAAGUAUUAAGAUCCUCCCAUUCAGUUUACAUUAAACAGAUUGAUGCUUUGAUUAGCGAAUGCCAUUUGGAGGUGGAGGAAGCCAAGUCAAAUAUAAAAUAUUUGCAUUUAUUGGUAGAGCCCUGUAACCAAAUCGAAAAGGCCAACAGUCCGGCUGAAGUGCCGGGGCUUUUGCCUCGCAUCAUUAAUUUUAUAAGAUAUAUAUGGCUUAAUUCUCCUUUUUAUAAUAGAAAAGAGUUGAUUACCAAUCUCUUUCGCAAUCUUAGCAAUCAAAUUAUACGUUUUUGUGUAUCACAAACUAAUGUGGAUGUUAUAUUACAAGGUAAUUCAAGAUUUGGCAUUAAAAUGUGCAACAUGUCCAUAGACUGCUGCCUUUCGUAUAAGGCUAUUUACGAACAUAUGUCGAAAAAUCUGCUGGUAACUACGCCUAAACAAGGCUGGGAUCUAGAUAAUGCCAUGAUCUUUAAUCAUGUUGAUGCUUUCAUUGAGAGAUUAAAUGAUCUUAUAGAUAUUUGUGAGUCUAUGAUUGUGUUUGCUCGUUUGGAUGAGGAUGAAGCUAUACCCAGACCCCGUUUUGGUGGCACUAAUGGAGUGGAGUUUGAGAAAACUGCGGAAUCAGUGGAAAACCAAUUUCUACAAUUGUUAACAAACUUGAAAAGUGACUCCAAGGAUUUAAUUUUAAAUGUUCACAAAAAUGUUUGGUAUGUAGAAGUUCUUAAGUAUCGUCGCACCAUACAAAGCUUGGAAGAAACUAUACAACGCCUAAUGUCCAAUGCUUUUCAAAGUGUUUGCAAUAUUGAAGAGGCCUUGGAGGUUUUAAAUGUCCUAUUAUUUUACUCCUAUCGCUCUACGAUACGUAAGACCUAUUUAAGUAUGGUGAGCAAGUUGUGGAAUAUGUUUGUAAGCGAAAUGAAUAACAGCUCGAAAAUGCUUAUGGAUCGUGUUAAAGUUCAUGAAUCUUGGUUAAACUAUUAUGCUUCACGAGCAGUGGCCUAUCGCAUUAGCACCGAACGUUUACAGUGGCUGAGAGAUCGUCUUAAGAAUUCCCAUUGGUUGCCAACGGUACCCGAAGCUGCGAGUGCUUUAGACAAGUUUGAGAGUGUUAAAAAAGACUUUCAACUUGCCUCGCGCAAAACAUUUGAAGACUGGAUAAAGAAUUGCAGCAGCACUAACUUGCUGGGAAGGCUGGAACGCACUCUUUUAAUUAGAAGUAAAUGUAAAAAAGGUUUAUUAGAAUGCAACAUAGAUCGUUCUGUCUUGAAUAUAUGCCAGCAGGCUCAACAUUUUGAAAAAUUGGGAUUUCAAAUUCCCGCAGCCAUACGUAAACUUUAUGAAAAAUAUAACACUUUGAAUUUUGUUUAUAAUAGUGUGGUCACUGUGUGCAUGGAUUAUAAUCGUAUACUGAACGCCUUAUCGGAAGACGAACGUAAACUUUUCCGAGCCUUGAUACAUUCCUGCGAUCGCAAAAUAGCCCCGGGUUUAUUUAAACUAACAUGGGGUGGUGAGUUAAGUGAUGCUUAUAUAGUGGACUGUGCCAAGCAUACUUCCAAGUUACAAACUUCCUUAGAUAUCUACAAGAGAGCUAAUUUAAAUAUUCGAAAGAUUUGUGAACAAAUUUGUGAUACAGCUCUUCUGAAGUUUACAUUGUCUGGAGCAGUAGAGUUGUCAGUGUUUGAAAUUAAUAUUUCGGCGUUUAAUCGUCGGGCCACCAAUCAGAUAUUGAGUUUAUAUGCCACCAUUAUAGAUCUGUUGUUUGCGGUAUUUAAGGAAUUUCAAAGUGUUAUCGAGGAGAUGGCCGCCGAAUGGUACGACUAUGUUAAACAAUUUGACAAUAUGUUAGCUGAAGCUCUUAUGAUUUGUGCCCGCAAUUCCCUGAAUAAUGUCUACUGUUCAUUGCGUUCCGAGGGUGAUAUCAAUCCCGCACCUUUAAUUAUCAUUAUGGCUGAUAUAGAAGAUCAGAAUAUAGCUCUUAAACCUGACAUGAAAACCAUAGAAAUGAUUAUGAUUAAUAUGUUUGGCCGUGUUUUGAAUAGUCUAAAUAGCGUCAAUCGUAUAGCCGAAAAACUGGAGCUGCCGGCAAAACUUAUUGGUCCCUCAUUUGCAGAGUUAAUGAAAUCCGAUAGCAUUGUAGCAGAGACCCAAGAUAAAAUCUGUCUUGAGCUGGAAUACAACAAAGAAGAAAUAGAUAGAUUUGUCUCAAGUUGGGAUAUUUUUACGGAUAUUUGGGCCAUGGACGAGCAGGAGUUCAUAAUGAAAAUUGAACAGACCGAACAAACGGCAGAUAUCUAUGAAGAUAGUAUUGAGUGUUAUAGUAGCCAAGCAGAGCUAGUAGCUACCAAGGAUGCCAUAGAGAAUGUAUACUUUUUAAUGAUAAAUCAAACUUCCUUAAAGAGUUCUAUACUGGAUUAUAUAGAAAAAUGGCAACUAUUGAAUAUCAAAUUGCUGACCAAGAGAGCUGGUUCAAGAAUUAAAAGUGUGUAUCGCUAUGUAAAACGUAACGAGAAACGCAUGGCAGUUGUGCCGCGUACCUUGAAAGAGGCUAGAGAAGCCACUUUGCUAUUUAAUCGCUUAACCCAAGAGGUCCCUGUUAAACAAGAUGAAUUUCCUGCAAUAUUUGAGUUGUUUAAGGUUUUGGAUAAAUACCAAAUUGAAAUUUCUGAUGCCAUCAAACUUUUAGUUUUAAAUCUGCAACCUACAUGGGAAAACUAUUUAAAGAAACUUGGUGAUGCUGGCGAUAUGCUGGAUAAUACAAAAGAGGAAUUUAAACAAAAUUUGCUUUUACAAGCCGAGAAAUUCCGCAAUGUUAUUAAGGAAUUCUUGGCUGACUUUAUGAUUAAAUUACCCACCUCAGCACAAACAAAUCCUAAAAUAGCCUUAAAGUAUUUAAGAAUUAUCGAUGCAAAAGUUGUGGAAUGUUUUAAGUUCGAACAAAGUUUAAUAAAUGAUUUGUCUACGUUCUAUAUCAAUCAACCGGAAAAUUUGGAUUUAAAAAAGCUAAGCAGUGAAGUUGAAAUUGUUAGGGGAAUCUGGUCUUUGAUUUUAGAAUGGCAAAAUGCCUGGAAUGAAUGGCGGGUGGGAAAUUUUUGGAAAAUUAAUAUUGAUAUAAUGGAAGAUACGGCUUUGUCUUUGUACAAAGAUUUCAGUGCUUUGAAUAAGAAAUAUUUUAAUCGUUCGUGGGAUAUGUUAAUUGUUACCACUAAGAAUUUGGACAGUUUUCGCAGAACUUUGCCACUCAUUACUGCCUUGAAAAAUCCUUGUAUGCGUAAGAGACACUGGGAUCGUGUGAGGAGUUUAAUGCAGGUUGAUUUUGAUGAGAAUUCCAAGAACUUCACCUUAGAACUAAUUAUAGACCUAGAUUUCCAGGCGUAUUCUGAGGAUAUACAAGAUAUCUCGAAUGCCGCCACCAUGGAAUUACAAAUCGAAACCGGUAUUAAGAAUAUAGCCGGCAUCUGGCGUAAACAACCCAUCGAAAUGGUCUUCUACAGAGAUGGCAUCUAUAAAAUCAAAAGUGUUGAUGAAUGUUCUCAACUAUUGGAGGAACAUAUGGUGCAAAUUUCCGCCAUGAAAUCCACCCGAUUUGUGGAACCAUUUGCUGUGGUAGUAGAUUAUUGGGAGAAAACUUUAUCCUAUAUCUCGGAAACUUUGGAAAAGGCUUUAAUGGUGCAACGCCAAUGGUUAUAUUUGGAGAAUAUUUUCGCUGGCGAAGACAUACGCAAGCAGUUGCCUAAUGAAGCUAAACGUUUUAACCUCAUAACCGAUGAAUUUAAGGCCAUAACAGAGAAAAUGUUUGCCGCCAAAACUGCUUUAAAGGCUACACAUUUUAAAAGGCCUCCUUUUCUGCUGAAUAGAUUUCAAAAAAUCGACGAAAGAUUGGAAACUAUACAAAGAGCUUUGGAAAUUUAUUUGGAAUCAAAACGGCAAUUGUUUCCUCGCUUUUAUUUUAUUUCAAAUGAUGAUCUUUUGGAAAUUUUGGGUAACAGCAAGAGACCGGAUUUGGUGCAGCUGCAUUUAAAGAAACUAUUUGAUAAUCUGGUGAAACUGGAGCUAAAAAGGGUGGGCAAAACUUUAAACAGAUGGCAAGCCAUGGGCAUGUAUGCCGAUGAUGGCGAAUAUGUGCAAUUCUUAAAUGUCAUUUACAUUGAUGGUCCUUCGGAGAAAUGGCUUAAAGUUUUGGAGGAUUAUAUGUUUGCCGUGCUCCGUGAACAGUUGAAACUAACCAGAAAUGCUUUAAAGAAACUAUCUGGCAAUCGCGAAAAAUGGUUAUCAAUGUGGCCAGGGCAAUUGGUUAAUACUACUUGUUUGAUACAGUGGACCACGGAGUGCACGCGCAGUUUAAUGCAUUGCAAAACUGUAAACCAAAAGAAGCCUUUAAGGAAAUUGAAAAGCAAACAAAGUAAAAUUUUGGGUAAACUUUCAGAAAUGAGCAGGAAAGAUCUAACAAAAAUCAUGCGUUUAAAAGUUAAUACCCUGAUAACGGUGGAGAUUCACGGACGAGAUGUUAUAGAACGCAUGUAUAAGAACAAUUGUAAAGAUGUGGGACAUUUCGAAUGGUUUUCCCAGUUAAGAUUCUAUUGGCAUCGAGAAACGGAAACCUGUGUGGUUAGACAAACGAAUACCGAACAUUGGUAUGGUUAUGAGUACAUAGGAAAUUCGGGUAGACUUGUUAUAACGCCCCUAACAGAUCGCUGUUAUAUAACCCUAACCACAGCAUUGCAUUUAUACCGAGGUGGAAGUCCCAAAGGGCCUGCCGGCACAGGGAAGACAGAAACGGUUAAAGAUCUGGGUAAAGCUUUAGGCAUGUGGGUUAUUGUUACCAACUGCUCGGAGGGUUUGGAUUUCAAGAGUAUAGGCAAAAUAUUUUCCGGUUUGGCUCAAACGGGUUCCUGGGGUUGUUUUGAUGAAUUUAAUCGCAUUAAUAUAGAGGUGCUAUCAGUGGUGGCCCAACAAAUCCUUUCGCUUAUAUCUGCCUUAACUGCCAAACAAACUGAGUUCCUGUUCGAAGGUCAAAUUAUAAAACUGGUGCCCACAGUGGGUUUGUUUAUUACCAUGAAUCCGGGCUAUGCGGGCCGUACUGAGCUGCCCGAUAAUUUGAAAUCCAUGUUCCGUCCCAUCUCCAUGAUGGUGCCCGACAAUGUCAUCAUAGCAGAAAAUACUUUAUAUUCAGAUGGUUUUACCAAUACCAGGAGUUUAGCGCGCAAAGUUUUUACAUUGUAUGAAUUGGCCAAACAGCAACUGUCCAAACAAUAUCACUAUGAUUUUGGUUUGCGUUCCAUGGUGGCUUUGUUAAGAUAUGCAGGACGCAAGAGAAGACAACUGCCGGAGGCUUCUGAAGAGGAAGUAGUUUACUUGGCCAUGCGUGACAUGAAUGUGGCACGUUUGACCGCCAAUGAUUUGCCGCUGUUUAAUGGCAUAAUGUCCGACAUAUUUCCCGGAGUUGAUGUUCCCCUAAUUGAUUACAGUGAUUUCAAAGAUGCCAUAGAGGAUGAACUUAAAGCCAAUGGUUUACAAUUAAUACCCAUAGCCAUUAAAAAGGUCAUAGAGCUGUAUGAAACCAAAAAUUCUAGACACUCCUCCAUGAUAAUAGGAGAUACAAACACUGCCAAAUCGGUAACUUGGAAGUGCUUACAAGGUGCUUUCAUUAGAAUGAAUACAAAUAGAAAACCUGGCUGGCCAGCUGUUGUAGUUUACCCGGUCAAUCCCAAAGCUUUAAAUUUGGCCGAACUAUAUGGAGAAUAUAAUUUGGCCACUGGGGAAUGGCUGGAUGGUGUGCUCAGUUCUAUAAUGCGUGUGAUUUGUGCCGAUGAAGAUCCCACACAAAAAUGGCUGCUAUUCGAUGGUCCCGUAGAUGCGGUAUGGAUAGAGAAUAUGAAUUCUGUAAUGGACGACAACAAGCUUUUGACUUUGGUAAAUAGUGAACGUAUUACCAUGCCCGCCCAGGUUUCACUACUCUUCGAAGUGGCUGAUCUGGCUGUGGCCUCGCCAGCUACAGUUUCUCGUUGCGGCAUGGUUUAUAAUGAUUAUCAUGACUGGGGCUGGCGUCCCUAUGUCAAGUCUUGGUUGGCCAAACAAAAGCCGGCGGAAUAUGUCAAACUUAUUACAGAAUAUUUCGAAGAGUUUCUCGACAAAAUAUUAAACUUCAAGCAUUAUCAAUGUAAAGAGAUUGUGGAAACCAAUGAGUUGAAUACAGUGAUAUCAAUGUGUAAUUUAUUGGAGGGUUUUGCCACCAAACAGAAUGGUAUUGUUACAGGCAAUGAAGAAUUAUUGGAGAUUAUGUCCAAACUAUGGUUUAUGUUCUGUUUGGUGUGGUCGGUUUGUGCCACUGUGGAUGAGGAGGGUCGUAGUAAAAUUGAUGCUUUUAUACGUGAACUGGAUGGUAGUUUUCCGAUUAAAGAUACUGUGUAUGAUUACUAUGUUGAUCCUAAUCAGAAAUCUUUUCUGCCAUGGAAUAAUAAACUGUCGGACACGUGGAAAUAUAAUGAAGAAGCACCGUUUUACAAAAUUAUUGUGCCCACAGUAGACACUGUUAGAUAUGAAUAUUUGGUUUCAAAACUCUUGCAAGACAGUCGCCCAGUACUUUUAGUGGGUAAUGUUGGAACUGGCAAAACCUCUACAGCUAUCAGUGUUAUGGAGUCCUGUGAUAAAACUAAAUUUACAGUAUUCUCGAUAAAUAUAUCGGCUCAGACCACUGCUGCUGGCUUACAAGAAUCUAUAGAAAAUCGCACUGAAAAAAGAACUAAAACUCACUAUGUCCCCAUUGGUGGCAAGAAAAUGAUCUGCUUUAUGGACGAUUUCAAUAUGCCGGCCAAAGAUGUUUAUGGUUCUCAGCCGCCGCUGGAAUUGAUUAGACAAUGGAUCGAUUAUAAAUAUUGGUUUAAUCGUAGAAAUCAACAGAAAAUUUAUGUACUCAAUACUUUGCUUAUGGCGGCUAUGGGUCCUCCUGGGGGUGGAAGACAAAUAAUAUCAUCACGCACCAUGAGUAGAUUUUUCCUACUCAAUAUGACGUUUCCCAGCGAGGAGAUUAUAAGAAGAAUUUUUGGCACCAUGAUUAGACAGAAAUUACAAACAUUUGCAAAUGAAGUGCGUGAACUAUGGGAGCCCAUUACUGAGGCCUCCAUACACAUGUACCGGGAUGUGGUGGAAAAAAUGCUGCCCACUCCUAAUAAAUCGCAUUAUUUGUUCAAUCUCAGAGAUAUUUCAAAGGUGUUUCAGGGACUGCUGCGCAGUAAUUCAGAGUUGCAGGUUAAGAAGUUUCAAUUCUUAAGACUUUGGGUUCAUGAGUGUUUUAGGGUGUACUCAGAUCGUUUGGUGGAUGAUAAUGAUCAAUCUUGGUUUCAAAAUAAAUUUAAUGAAGUUUUGGGCAAAUAUAUGGAAAUAACUUUACAUAGUUUAUGUCCUAAUAAAUCGGUGCCUAUAUUCGGGGAAUUCAUGAGUGCCCAGGGUUAUUAUGAAGAUUUGUCUUAUGAUAAAUUAAGAACUUAUAUUAACAAUCAAAUGACUGAAUACAAUAACUCGGGUAUGGCCCGCAUGCAGUUGGUGUUCUUCAAAGAUGCCAUUGAACAUGUGGCCAGAAUCGUGAGAGUAAUAUCGCAACCCCGUGGUCACAUUUUAAAUAUAGGCAUAGGAGGUUCUGGGCGCCAGGUUUUGGUAAAGCUGGCUGCUUUUAUAUUGGAAAUGGGUGUGUUUCAGAUAGAAGUAACCAAGAAGUACAAGACCCAAGAAUUUAGGGAGGAUUUAAAGAAUUUAUAUAAAUUAACGGGCGUUAAACAAAGAGCCACAGUUUUCAUAUUCAGUGGAGAGCAAGUGGUGGAGGAUACAUUUUUGGAAAUCAUCAAUAAUAUGUUAAGUACCGCGGAAAUUAAUCUGUUUAAGUCGGAUGAAUUUGAGGAGCUGAAAAAUGAACUAGAGAGGCCGGCCAAAAAGGCCAAUGUGCAAUUAACCACGGAAGCUAUGUACAACUUUUUUAUGCAAAAUGUUAGAGAUAAUAUGCACAUUGCUUUAGCCAUGAGUCCUAUAGGAGACUCAUUCAGAUCCUUUAUAAGACAGUAUCCGGCUCUUAUAAAUAACACUACCCCCAAUUGGUUUAGGUUAUGGUCUCAGGAGGCCCUAUUGGAAGUGGCCUCUACAUUUUUGACUGGUUUUAAAAUACAUGUGCCAGCUCCUGGCAAAGAAUCUGAAAAACAUAGAGACAGUUUAGUAGUGACUACUGAAAGUACUUUACAACGAGAAGUGGCAUAUAGCUGCUCUGUUAUACAUUCCAAUGUUACAGAAAUAUCAGGCCUAAUGUUAAGAGAAGUUAAAAGGCAAAACUAUGUAACCUCUCUAAACUAUUUGCAACUGGUGAGUGGUUUCAAGGAACUGCUGGAACAAAAGAGAUUUGAAAUAUCCUCUAGUGCCAACAAAUUAAGAAAUGGUUUAUCCAAGAUAGCAGAAACACAGGAGAAAGUAAGUGGCAUGUCUGAGGAACUUAAAGUCAGCUCGGCCCAAGUGAAAGUUUUAGCUGUAGAAUGUGAAGAAUUCAUAGCUAUAAUUGAGACUCAAAAGGCAGAAGCCACAGAACAAAAAGAAAAGGUAGACUUUGAGGCUGUCAUAAUAAGAAAAGAAGAGGUGAUUUGUCUGGAAUUGGCAGCCACUGCGAAAGCUGACUUAGAUGUUGUCUUACCCAUGAUAGAUGCUGCUGUUAAGGCUUUAGAUGCUUUAAACAAAAAGGAUGUAGCCGAGGUUAAAUCAUAUGCCAAACCUCCCAUGAAAAUUGAAAAGGUUAUGGAAGCUGUAUUGAUACUGUUGGGUAAGGAACCCACUUGGGAGAAUGCCAAAAAGGUAUUGGGCGAAGCUACAUUCCUCAAUGAUCUGAAAAAUUUCGAUAGAGAUAAUGUAUCCGAUAAGACUUUUAAGAAAAUUGCUGUAUAUACCAAAAAUCCCGAAUUGGAGCCCGAAAAGGUGGCCGUAGUAUCAGUGGCCUGUAAAUCCUUGAUGCAAUGGAUUAUGGCUAUUGAGAAUUAUGGCAAAGUGUAUCGUAUAGUGGCUCCCAAACAGGAAAAAUUAGACAAUGCCAUGCGUUCUUUGGCGGAAAAACAGGCCUUAUUGGCGGCAGCUAGAGCUAAACUGGAAGAGUUAAAUGCCAGGCUGGCUGAACUCUAUCGCCAACUCAAUGAAAAAACAGAGCUUUUAAAUGAACUAAGAGCCAAAGAAGAGAAAUUGCGUAAGCAGCUGGAGAGAGCUAUAAUAUUAGUGGAAUCUUUGGCGGGAGAAAGAGAACGUUGGAUCGAUACAGUGGCCAAUUUAGAUGGCCAAUUUGAGAAGCUACCGGGAAAUUGUUUGAUAUCCACAGCCUUUGUCUCUUACUUGGGACCAUUUGAUACCAAGUAUCGUGAAAUUCUAUUAGAUAAAUGGCUGAACUUAAUAAAAGACAGACAAAUACCAGCCACAGAAGAACUUAAAAUCACCGCAUUUCUAUUGGAUGCUGUAACAGUUAGAGAGUGGAAUAUACAGGGUCUGCCGGCUGAUGAUUUCAGUACAGAAAAUGGCAUGAUUGUUACCCAGGGUAGUCGUUGGCCUUUGAUUAUUGAUCCCCAAAUGCAAGCAAAUACUUGGAUUAAAAACUUUGAGGAAACUAAUGAUUUGAAAGUAAUAGAUUUUGGGCAAUUGGAUUAUUUGAAAACUUUGGAGUUGUCGCUGCAAAAUGGCAAUCCGGUGUUGUUGCAAAAUGUAGGAGAACACCUUGAUCAAGCUAUUAAUCCUAUAUUGAAAAAGAGCUUUGUUAUACAAAGUGGCCAAAGGUUAAUCAAGUUCAAUGAUAAAUUCCUAAGCUACCAUAGCAAUUUCCGUUUGUAUAUAACCACCAAAAUAGCCAAUCCUCACUAUCCACCCGAAAUAUCUUCCAAGACAACUAUAGUUAAUUUCGCUUUAAAACAAGAUGGUUUACAGGCCCAACUACUGGGCAUAGUGGUGCGCAAGGAAAAGCCUGCCUUGGAAGAGCAAAAAGAUGAGCUGGUUAUGACAAUUGCGCGCAACAAAAGAACCCUUAUCGAUUUGGAUAAUGAGAUUUUGAGGUUGUUAAAUGAAAGUAAAGGUUCCAUUUUGGAGGAUGAUGAAUUGUUUGCCACUUUACAAAAGUCUCGCCAAACCUCGGCCUUAGUUAAGGAGUCGCUUAGUACGGCUGAAGUGACCGAAAUUGAAAUCGAUACAGCUCGCCAGGAGUAUCAACCAGCUGCAGAACGUGCUUCUAUUUUAUUCUUUGUUUUAAUGGACAUGUCCAAAAUUGAUCCCAUGUAUGUUUUCUCGCUAGCCGCUUAUAUAUUGCUAUUUACUCAAUCCAUCGAAAAAAGUCCCAGACAUUUAAAUGUCAGAGAGCGUAUUGUCAAUAUCAAUGACUUUCAUACUUAUUCGGUUUAUAAGAAUACUUGCCGCGGCUUGUUUGAGAAACACAAGCUUUUAUUUUCCAUACACAUGUCUGCUCAGAUAUUGGGAAAUGCUGGCAAAUUGGUGGAGGCGGAGUAUGAGUUUAUUUUGAAAGGUGGUAUAGUGCUGGAUAAACUGGGACAGCCACCAAAUCCUGCUGCACAUUGGAUUAGUGAGCAGUCCUGGGACAAUAUCACGGAAUUAGAUAAAGUGGCGGGAUUUCAUGGCAUUAUUGACUCGUUUGAACAAAAUUCUAAGGCCUGGCAAAUUUGGUAUGCCACCACAACGCCUGAAGUGGAAGAUCUUGUGGGAGAAUGGAAUGACAAAUUAACAGAUUUUCAAAAGAUUUGUGUUGUCAGAUGUCUAAGAGCCGACCGCAUACAAUUUUGUCUCACCCAAUUCAUUGUGAACUCAUUGGGAACUCGCUUUAUAGAGCCUCCAGUUUUAGACCUCAAAGUAGCCUUCGAAGAGUCUUUGCCACAAACUCCUUUAAUAUUUGUUUUAUCACCGGGAGUUGAUCCUACACAAUCGCUUCUGACUUUGGCCGAACAAGUAAAAAUGUCCUCACAUAUAUUUUCUCUGAGUUUGGGUCAGGGUCAGGCGCCGGUGGCCACAAAAAUGAUAAUGGAUGGAGUAAGAGAGGGCAAUUGGGUAUUUCUAGCCAAUUGCCAUUUAUCGCUCAGUUGGAUGCCCACACUAGAUAAAAUUAUAGCCACCAUACAAACCAUGAAAAUACACAAACGUUUUCGUUUAUGGCUUAGCUCCAGUCCUCAUCCGGAUUUUCCCAUUUCUAUAUUACAAAUCAGCAUAAAAAUGACCACGGAACCUCCUAGAGGCAUAAAAGCCAAUAUGAAACGUUUGUAUAGUAAUGUGAAUGAGGCCAAUUUUGAUUUGGCCAAUGAUCCGGGAAAAUAUAAAAAACUAUUGUUCUCAUUGUGUUUCUUUCACACUAUAUUACUGGAGCGUAAGAAGUUUUUGCAAUUGGGCUGGAAUGUUAUUUAUAGUUUCAAUAACUCUGACUUUGAGAUUUCGGAGAUCUUGUUGCUGUUGUACCUAAACGAGUAUGAGGAAACACCUUGGGAUGCCUUGAAAUAUCUAAUAGCUGGAGUUAAUUAUGGAGGUCAUGUUACAGACGAUUGGGAUCGUAGAUUGCUAACCACUUAUAUCAAUCAAUAUUUUUGCAAUGAAGCUUUAAAUAUCUCCAAAUUUAGACUAUCUUCCUUGGCUAAUUAUUUUAUACCUUACGAUGGUGAUCUACAGUCCUAUAAUGAUCAUAUACAACAAUUUCCCAAUUUUGAUAAACCUGAAGCCUUUGGCCAGCAUUCUAAUGCCGAUAUUGCUUCUUUAAUAGGGGAAACUCGCAUGCUCUUUGGCACUCUUAUAUCUAUGCAGGUUCAAACCUCAACCACGGAAGGUGAAAGCAAAGAAUCCAAAGUUUUACGUCUGGCUCAAGAUAUAGCUCAGAGUACUCCCAAAGAAUUGAAUUAUGAGCAAACUGCCAAAUUGGUGGGUUUAAAUCGCAACCCUUUAGAAGUGGUUUUACUGCAGGAAAUGGAGCGCUAUAAUGUUUUGUUGAGAAAUAUGAAAGUACAUUUAAGAGAUCUGCAAAAGGGCAUAAAAGGGCUGGUUGUAAUGAGCUCAGAUUUAGAAGAGAUUUAUGUAGCUGUUUAUGAAGGUCGUGUGCCCGCCUUGUGGUUGAAAUCUUAUCAAUCCGAAAAACCCCUGGCCUCCUGGUCUCGUGAUUUGAUCUUUAGAAUUGAACAUUUUUCCAACUGGGCUAAAACUCUUAAACCUCCCACUUUGUUUUGGCUAGCCGCCUACACCUUUCCCACCGGCUUUUUAACUGCUGUGCUGCAAACAUCGGCUAGGGCCACCCGCACCCCAAUUGAUGAAUUGAGUUGGGAAUUUUUUGUUUUCGUGGAAGAAGAUGCCGCCGCUGCUCGCAUUAUACGUGAGGGUGGCGGUGUUUAUGUGCGUGGCCUGUUUCUGGAAGGUGCCGGUUGGUGGCGUAAAGGCCAAUCUCUUACCGAACCACUUCCUAUGGAAUUGGUUUCCUCUAUGCCUGUCAUACACUUUAAGCCGGUGGAGCAGCUGAAGAAGAAGACGAAAGGAAUUUAUUCAUGUCCAGCCUAUUAUUAUCCCCAAAGAUCGGGUUCAUUUGUAAUUGCUGUGGACUUGAAAGCUGGCAGUGAGAAGGCGGAUCAUUGGAUAAAGCGGGGAACUGCUUUGUUGUUGAGUUUGAGUAAUUAA